GCAGAGAGACGCCGGGUCAACGCGCCAGGUAGCAACGCCUCGGGACAGCCGUCGACGUGUUCCCUUCGUCGCCGUCCUCGUCCUCGCCGUCGUCGUCAUCCCAGCGGUGGGGUGGUGGCCGUGAUUCCUUCUCUCUAGAGCGUGGACAGCCGCGGCGACUCCAAGGGAUGACAACCAUGGGAUCCUUUCACGCCGCAUCCGGGAGCCUCGUUCUCCUCGCGGCCACCGUCGUCCUGCUGCCCGCCACGCAUCGCGCUCCGUUUGCAUACGCCGCAACUGGCGGCGGCAGUAUGCUGGGCGACGUGAAUAUUUCUGCGAUACUAGAUUCCUUUUCCGUCAGUUACGAUAAAAGAGUAAGGCCGAACUAUGGAGGUCCGCCCGUGGAGGUCGGCGUCACCAUGUAUGUCCUCAGCAUCAGCUCCGUGUCCGAGGUGUUGAUGGACUUCACGUUGGAUUUUUACUUUCGACAAUUCUGGACGGAUCCACGACUCGCGUUCAAGCAAAGAACGGGCGUCGAGACGCUCAGCGUCGGCUCCGAAUUCAUCAAGAACAUUUGGGUACCUGACACCUUCUUUGUCAACGAGAAGCAGUCGUACUUUCACAUUGCUACCACCAGCAACGAGUUCAUUCGUAUUCACCAUUCGGGAAGCAUAACGCGUAGCAUACGCUUAACGAUUACAGCGUCGUGUCCCAUGAACUUGCAAUAUUUCCCGAUGGACCGGCAAUUGUGCCAUAUCGAGAUCGAAAGCUUCGGAUACACGAUGAGGGACAUCCGGUACAAGUGGAACGAGGGCCCGAACAGCGUCGGAGUCAGCAACGAGGUCUCCCUGCCUCAAUUCAAGGUCCUCGGUCAUCGUCAACGUGCCAUGGAGAUUAGCCUUACCACCGGGAAUUACUCGCGGCUGGCCUGCGAGAUCCAGUUCGUACGGUCGAUGGGCUACUACCUGAUCCAGAUCUACAUACCCUCGGGGCUGAUUGUCAUAAUAUCGUGGGUGAGCUUUUGGCUAAACCGAAACGCGACCCCCGCUCGGGUGGCCCUCGGAGUAACCACUGUGCUCACUAUGACGACCCUAAUGUCCUCGACGAACGCGGCGCUACCAAAGAUCUCCUACGUCAAGUCCAUCGACGUCUAUCUGGGCACCUGCUUCGUCAUGGUCUUUGCCUCGUUGCUCGAAUACGCCACGGUGGGAUACAUGGCGAAGAGGAUUCAGAUGCGGAAGAAUCGCUUUCAAAAGAUAGCCGAGAGCAUGAAGGCCGCGAGUGAGAAUCCAGGACCGCCGCGCGUGCCCGGCGAUCAUGGCGAUCACGCGCCUAAGCAAACUGAGGUGCGGUUCAAGGUGCACGACCCAAAGGCACACAGCAAAGGUGGGACACUUGAAAACACCAUAAACGGUCGCGCCGAUGAGGAAACGGCGGGCGCACCGCAACAUAUUAUACAUCCUGGCAAGGACAUCACCAAGCUCUACGGUAUGAGUAGACCAUGCAUCACGCCGUCGGACAUCGACAAGUAUUCCCGCAUCGUGUUCCCAGUAUGCUUCGUCUGCUUCAAUCUGAUGUACUGGAUCAUUUAUCUCCACAUCAGCGACGUAGUUGCGGACGAUCUCGUACUGCUCGAGGAGGCCAAGUAAACGAUGAUGUGGCAGCGCUUCGAAUCAAGAAGAGAGGCGGGUAAAAGUGCAGGAGCAGAAUCGAGCACUUUAUGCGAAAAAGGGACAAGACGAGAGCCGGUUUGUAAGAAAAAGGUGAAAACGGUUCAGGAAGAUGAAUCGAGGUGCGCUUGAUAACUACUCGGAAACGAAAGGAGUAAAAGCGAACGACAAGCGGGAUGGCUUGUAGCAACUGGCAGGCAGGGGAGCGCUUGUGUCCAUCUCGAGAGCGCUGCAACUACUUCUUCACGAUUACGAAGUAGUAGCGGAUGAACAGUCGGACAGUCACGCGGUCGCAUUAGACUCGGAGUAAAACUACUACUUACUCGCGAUCACUGGAAAGUAUAAAAGCGAACGUAGGGUCGCCGCGUUCGCGCCGAAAGAGACAUGGCUGACCAAACGCGCGUUUCAACUACUGCGCGGCAUCGUGGCUACCGCGCUUCCUCCGGGCAGACGCUCUCGUUCGUCAAUCAACGAUCGAGCUCGCGUAAGCCUCGGCUAACGUCGCUCUCCACGACGUGUCUUCGUUAAAGACUCGAUAUGUAUAGAUGCAUGGCGCGAUAUUUAGGAAUAUAUAUCGCGGAGCGAUAUGGGCAAGCUCAAAUUUCGAAGGCGAAUCUACGAGCAUACAUAUACCAUAAAACAUUGCCAGGUAUUCUAGGUAUUCCUAGUUCUUAAACGGAGAAAAUACCUUCGAUAUAAACACUUGUCAAUUUAGCCACCAUUUCAUAGUAACGUUAACUAACGCUAAGGACAACACCGAGACUCGUCGGUUUGAAGCGACAGUUCAAUCGAGAGCGGCUUGAGGGGACGGAAAAAUAUAGGAUUAUCGACGUUCGUCGAGGUCGAGGAUGAAUCGUCGCUCUGUCACGUCGUCAACAGCGCUCGUACGCAGACGGAGGAAACGUAGCGGAAAUCGCGUGGUGACAUGUGUGUGCGUGCGUGCAUGCGAGCGAGCGAACGAACGAGCAUGAGAGAGAGAGAGAGAGAAAGCGGGAAAGAAUGAACACGAGUGGAAAUGUAUGCGUAAAGGCGCGCGCAGAACGAAGAAAGGACGGACGGAAAAGUUCAUAUUCCGAAUGAAGAUAACGCUGUACUAUUGGAGACUGGUGCGACUUAUUAUUUAAGUAAGUACAAUAUAAGUAUAUGUAUAUUCAAACAACACACAUAUAUAAAUAUAUGCGCGCGUACGCGGCUGCGUUAGAUACGCGCGUGCAUGCAUAUUAGAUACGUUCGUGCACACGUGCGUACGCAGGACAAACGAUCGAUAACCGAGAUCUACAAAAACAAGGGAGAGAGGCAAAAAGGGAACUGCGCGAUACAGGACGCCCACGACGAAAGCGGCUUCUUCUCAGCAUCCGCAUUUAUUUGGAUUAUGGCCAAGUAAAAGCCAAGUCUCUCCUUUCAUUUCGUAGAACUUUUUUACGAUUUUUAACGGCGCAAUUUUUGUAUUUUUCUCUAUGUAUCUUGCGCGCGUCGUCGCUACGUAAAAUCGCGUAACUCUCGUCACUCCUUCUCUCCCGGAUGUCUUUUCUUUUGUACGCGUGUACGUGCGUGUGCACGCGGCUCAAUCGGGAGUACUCUUAGCUCGUAGUCGCGACUGUUUACAUAGGGACGUAUGGCGAUUAUAGAUCAAACAUAAAAACAUUCCAAUCGUAUCGGGAAAAUUAAGAGAUAGAUAACGAGCCAAGGCAGAAUACAACUCUCUCUCUCUCUCUCUCUCUCGACACUCGUUGCACGAUAUCUAUUUUUGCUUGAAAAUAAAUCUUGCAAAAAAAAAAAAAACAAUGAAAAUAAUUAACGUAACACGAAUAUACACGUGUUAUUUAUAGUCAAUUAAAAUUGAUGAAUAUGCUCUUAUUUGAUUGAUAUAAAUGAAAAGAUGGAGAAAUAAUGAAAAUAAUUUUUUUUUUUGUAUAGUCGCGAUUGAUAUCUUGUUACUUCAGAAUAUCGAAAUAUUUCUAUCGAGAGUUUUAUAUUUAAAUUGUGUCUUUAUAUCUACGUGACAAUAACAACACCGUCACAUUGAAUUCUAUCAAUUUAAAUCGCAACUAAUUCUGUCAAUAUCUUCUAUGACACUCAAGUUUAUAUAGAAAAUGGAAACCGCGAGAUACAAUUUCGCUUUUAUCUAUAUAAAUUGCUUUUAGCUCGGAGUGUAUAACGAUCUUCUUGUUCCAAAGUAUUUCGUUGCACAAGCAAUGUUUUUAUCAAUUUUAAUUAACGUUGAUUGCAUGCUAUUUUACUUGCUUCUUCUACUCGUUGCUCGCGCGUUUUACGAAAUCCUGCUCACCAUUACAGACCAUCGAUCACUUACAAGAAGCUUCCAAAACAUAUACUCGGAGAGCUUCUUUCUUUAGAUUCUUCUUCUUGAUAUACAGAUUGAUAACCUAGCAUUUUUUUUAACAUAUUUGUAAGUUCUUCCUUAACAAAGAUUAGAUUUAAUGGCUGUCAUUUUUUUAUUUUUUUGAUCGAUAAAAUUAUAUAUUUUAAUAAUAAAUUUUUAAUUAAAAUUUUGUCGAUUCCAAAUUAAAAUUAAUUUAAAAUAUUAAAGUUUUAUUAUUUAAAAAUUAAUUAACAUUCAAGUUUUAUUAUUAUCAAGUUUAACGUUUACUUUUUAAAAAUUUAAUUUGUUAAGUUUGCCAAUUUCCAAACAUUUGUAAUAAACAACAAUUGAUCGAUAUUUCAUUUUAAUCAAACUUUUAAUAUUCAUGAUUUAGGAAAAGCGCGGAGAGAAAACUUGUGGUACAUUCUGUAUACAGAUACAUGUAUACGUAUGUAUAUGCACGCUCUCUUUUCGCUGGUUUCUCUCUCCUUCGACCUAGCCGGCUGACUGCAAGCUGGGCCAUGGAAGCUUACCAUUCAGGAUAUCGACCAGCUGACACGCCCAACCCACCCUCCGGACUCUUUCUCGUCCCUUCUACGUUAUCGUUCUUACUCUCCCUCUCCCUAUUCUUGUCCUCCAUUCUAUAUCACAAUAGCCAAAUAGUCCGGUUAUAGCGGACACUCUUGUCAGUCGCUCAUUUAAUAAGAAGAUCCUUAGUACUUUGCGAGAAUUCUUUAUGAAAAUAGGAAUCCUCGGGGAUUCUGCCUUGGACCGCUAUCUUCAGAUAUUUGAGAGAAACGAAGGAGGGAUAGUGAUAUUCGUGCGUCACGUUCUGUCAAUGUGAAAACGCAGAAUCAUAUGAUUUUUAUUAGAUUAUUUUUAUCAUUUAUCGAUAUUACCUUUAUCGAUUCUAUUAUUUGAGGUUACGAGUAUCGAGAAUUGACGAUUAUACGUAAAAUUCAUUUAGAUAAAUUAAUUAAAUUCAAUUAAAAAUUUUUUUUGUUUUGUUUUGUUUAAAGAAAAAAGUAUUUACGUCAUUUUUAUAUUUCCAAAAUGUGUGUAGUAUUUGAGAACUACUAAUCAAAAUCUUUAUAAUUUUGAUCGCGUUUUCUUUGCCGCAAGUAAAUAUAGUAGUGAAUUUUACUAUGAAAUUCUUUUCAACGCGCUUUGGCUUUUCAAACUUCUUCGCAUAUCGAUGCGAUUAUGCAACGUCCGACACAGAUUUACGUCCUGAGUAAUCACGAAACACAGCUGCGAUAAUCCUUCAUCGUGGAUAUAAUCAAUCAUUUGCGCGGUAAUUUUUAUUUCGCGAACAUAAUCGAUCAUUCGUAGCAACUUAUUUGGCUCUUGCGUUUUCCUCACCGAAUACUCGAACUCUCUCGAUUCUCGAUCGGUUCUCUCGGUCACGCGACAACGCAAAUAACGACGGUGCGAAUUAUCGUGCGCGAGAAGGCACACGCAAAUCGCGUGCCUGAUCCUCGUUCGUUUCUUUCUUCGAUUGCGCUCGUACAUAAUAUGUAAGUAUCGAUACACUUCCACGUUCCGCCCCAAUCGGAAGCAUUGUGUGCAAUUUAUAUAAUUCUGUACAUCCGUUAUCUACUCGGAGUCUCUAUAAUAACGAAAGAAGAAGGCGAAAGAGAUGAUGUAACUCGUUUUAUCGUUGUGAUAUAUUCUAUGAUAGCUAUAUGCAUUUAAUCGCGCAUGUAUAAUGACGUACAUAUAUGCGUGCCUAUUGUUUACACGGAAUCCUUAAGCCGGGCAAACAAACAGCGGGAAUUGACGCGUCUCUAUGAUUAAAGAUAAUGAAAAAUUCUUCCCUAGGUAGGUGCGUAAUUAAGUAUAAAGUAAAACAAACUAUUUAACAAAUAUAAUAACUUAUAUCUGCACGAAUAAUAAAAUAAGUAAAGUAAUAAAAAUGCUCGUAUGUAUCUCGCGAUAUAACGUGUAAUGGAGUUUCGAAAUCGCGAACCAGCAAUGUUCCUUUCGGAUACGCGAUGUUAAGCCAAUUUAUUAAUCAUAAUGAUGAACAAUGCUUUCAUAAUUCACAAUAAUCAAUUGCAAGAAUUAAUUCUUUAAGAAUAAUAAUGCAAAUUUGCUACAAUCCUGUAGAAGUUUUAUUCUUAAUUUAUUUAAUUUAUUUAUUUAUUAUGAUACUAUAUAAAAAAUGUCUAGUUAUUCACCUCUGUAAGGUACUAACGUAAAAAUAAUUAACAUAACGCUUAAUUAAAUUUCUGAAUGUAUAUUUGCGUUAUUUUAAUAUGUGUUCUUGCUUGAGAAAACGAUUUAAUGCUUUGAAAGAUUAGAUAACGGAAAUUUUAGCAGGAAUGUAUGUAAUUCCCAUUUAUUUGCGAUAAUUUAAUCGCGAUUGCUUGUAUCGAAUAUUUAAAAAACUGCGUGCGUUAAAUGUAAAUAUGCGCACAUCAUAUAGGACGCGCCAAUUCCCCGGGGAUACGCCAAUGGUCGACCAUUAAUAUAAUUAGCCUCAUUAAAAUUAUUAUUACCUUUGUUAUUACUUUUAUUAUUGUUAACAUUAUAUAUGACCGUUUAAGAGAAAAUUAAACUAUGAUCUCUAUUCUCUGCUAGGUUGAAUACUUGCGUUAUCGGCGGGUACUUAUAUAUCGCGUAUAAUAUUACUAAAAUAGAUGAAAUCGUUACUUAAAAAGAGCACCAUCGACGCGCAAGCAUCUUGAAAUUUAAUGAAAAGGAAGGGAUAAAAAGAGAAAAAAACAGAACUAUUAAUAUUAUAUAAAUCGAUCACCUUGUAAAUACGAGUUUUAUACAGAGCAUUGUAUUCGUUAAACAAAGAGAGU
Cataglyphis hispanica is the source of this 6779-nucleotide messenger RNA. It is a transcript of the gene Rdl, whose product is annotated as gamma-aminobutyric acid receptor subunit beta. The record is from RefSeq and is a predicted model, not a curated record. Gene Ontology annotation, biological process: chloride transmembrane transport; chemical synaptic transmission; nervous system process. Gene Ontology annotation, molecular function: GABA-A receptor activity; chloride channel activity; neurotransmitter receptor activity. NCBI's taxonomy places the organism in Eukaryota, Metazoa, Arthropoda, Insecta, Hymenoptera, Formicidae. The transcript has 10 exons. The coding region runs from base 168 to 1628 and encodes 486 amino acids. Gene Ontology annotation, cellular component: synapse; membrane; neuron projection.